CAAGAAUACGGAUCUGAGUUUCGUAAAGGUUCAAAGAAGGGAAAGCCUCGAGAAGUCGUACGACUACUCUACACCGGCAAAAACCAUUAUGAUCUACUUGUGUGACUUGACAUUCGCCACAGUCCGGACACAGAUGUGAAACGCAGACCAACCCAAAGACGAAACGAUAUAUGCAAAAAUUAGGGUUUUACGGCGGCAGAGAGAGAUAAAUGAGUAGUGGCCAGGAAGCAGGAGGAGGGGGGACGAGCAAUGGAGGAAUGUUGUACCACGAGGUACAAGAGUCGAAGCUAUGCGCUGUGCAUUGCGUGAACACGGUGUUGCAGGGUCCGUUUUUCUCGGAGUUCGAUUUGGCAGCCUUGGCGUCCGAUCUAGAUCGUACCGAGCGCCAGAUGAUGCUCGGCUCCGUCACCGGAGAUUUUCUCCCUGAGCUCUCGCAUAACGUCUCUCUCGAUGGAGACUUCAGCAUCCAGGUUCUACAAAAAGCUUUGGAAGUGUGGGAUUUGCAAGUAAUUCCCCUGGAUAGUCCCGUGGCUGAGCCUGCUCAGAUAGACCCAGAAAUGGAGAAUGCCUUUAUUUGUCACCUGCAGGACCAUUGGUUUUGUAUCAGGAAAGUGAACGGAGAGUGGUACAAUUUUGACAGCCUAUACCCGGCACCGGAGCACCUCUCAAAGUUUUACCUUUCCGCCUACCUCGACUCCUUGAAGGGCUUUGGCUGGAGUAUUUUCUUGGUAAGGGGAAAUUUUCCAAAGGAGUGUCCCAUGACAUCCUCUGAAACUUCCAAUGGCUACGGGCAGUGGCUAUUGCCCGAAGAUGCAGAGAGGAUCACCAAGUCAUGCAAUUCAGCAUCUAGAAUGCUUGAAGGAAGUACUACGCAACAGCUUUCUAAUCCCCGAGUCCAGUAUGAGGAGGCAGAAACGUUUGUAGAUGAUGAAGAUGAAGACUUGAAAGCUGCAAUAGCUGCCAGUCUGAUGGAGUCGUCUCAAGCAAUUGAAACGCAUCCUGGCAACUCAGGAAAUGAAAAGAAGACCAAUGAUUCAGAAAAAGCAUGACAUGACACGUCCAAGUUCAGCAACGAUACUCUUAGUUGUUUGCUCGCCGCUUUUGCAUGUACAUUGUUAUAUCUUUUGAAAAGAAACUGUAAGAACUUCUUUUAUCAGAAAACUACGAUGAUAUAGGGGAUUAUACCACCUUUUCUUAAACCAGAUACAGUUGAAAGCCUUUAUCAAUUACUAAGUCAAGGUUUCUCGCAUUGCAUUUUCCGGGUUCUGAAUCAUUAAAUAGUAGGCAUUCAGCUAUGUAAGUAUCUAAAUCAACAGAGCAAUCAUCAUCUUAGACA
Molecule: messenger RNA, 1336 nt
Organism: Sesamum indicum (sesame)
Lineage: Eukaryota; Viridiplantae; Streptophyta; Magnoliopsida; Lamiales; Pedaliaceae
Product: Josephin family protein
Biological process (GO): protein deubiquitination
Cellular component (GO): nucleus
Molecular function (GO): cysteine-type deubiquitinase activity
Source: RefSeq, a predicted model, not a curated record